Messenger RNA from Betta splendens (Siamese fighting fish), 1746 nucleotides. RefSeq names its product ankyrin repeat domain 53 (gene ankrd53). Gene Ontology annotation, molecular function: protein binding. The record is from RefSeq and is a predicted model, not a curated record. Bases 11 to 1135 code for a protein of 374 amino acids. Gene Ontology annotation, cellular component: spindle pole. Gene Ontology annotation, biological process: regulation of mitotic cytokinesis; regulation of mitotic spindle organization; positive regulation of microtubule polymerization. The transcript has 6 exons. NCBI's taxonomy places the organism in Eukaryota, Metazoa, Chordata, Actinopteri, Anabantiformes, Osphronemidae.
CAUAGCAACCAUGGGCUCGGACAACAGAAGCGGAAAACGGAGACGUAAAAUCUGGAAAACCGCCCGCGGACCUGCGGCCAGGAGCGACGUGGACCUGAGCGCGCGCGAGCCGGGUGUGACGGCGCUGCACAUGGCUUGUCUUUACGGGCAGGUGGCCGAGAUGCAGCUCAUGGUGGAGUCUGGACGGGGAAGCGUCCACAGCAGCGAUUCCCAGGGUCGCAGGCCCAUUCACAUGGUUCUGUCGUCCCAGAGCUCACCCAACACGACUGCCUGCCUCAGAUACCUGCUGCAGAAUGGUGCUGGAGUGAACGUUACGACAGUUUCAGGGCUGAGCCCGCUGCACGUGGCAGCUUCUGAAGGCCUUCUCGAAUGCACAGAGAUCCUGGUGCAGGCCGGAGCAGACGUGCUGGCGGUGGACAACAUGGGACACACACCUCUGGAUUUGGCCCGCAUCUGGUGCCGCAGGGAGGUGGCGAGGUACCUGAAAAACCACGGAUGGACGGCAGAAAAGAAGAAAGAAAUGGAGGAGAGGAAGCAAGUUCAAGCUUUGUACAGUGACCUUGUAGACUUGGCCAAAGUGGAUAACGUCAAGAAAAGGACACUGAUAGAUGAGAAGGUUGCAGAGUGGACAAACAAUAAAGGUUUUCCCGUCCUAAAAGGUUUCUCGCCCAGAGUCCAGCUGAGCCACUACCACAGCCUUUGCCGCCCAUCAGAUCAGGACAGCUCUGGUCCAGACUAUCCUGAAGGCUUAUUCAAGGACAAGCCAAGACAAGCACCUCCAGCCUCAACCUCCAGGCCUUGGACCAUCUACCUGGGCCUCCAGCCUGAUAAACCCCUCAAAGAGCCGGACCUUCGCGACUGUGUCACAGUGUGGAGGGACAGCAGCAGCAGACGGGUUCAGUACAGCACCAAGUGGGAUCGCACACCACGUGCUGCCCCUGACCUGCCGCUGGACCUCCUUAAAAGAGUGUUUUUCCCAAGAGCCUUCCCCUCCAGGAUCGUCUCUCUGCAGCACUUUGAGGCCCAGAACAUCACAGCAGUCCAGCAUCGAGGACGCCCCCAGGGGCGAAGCUCCUCCCCAUGGACAGAGGUGGCCAUGCACCUGGCUGAAGUGCUGGAGCCUGGACACUACUGAGCCCACCACUUUAGACUGGAAGACUGGAGAUCGUAAGGAACACACUGAACAUCACCAUCAACUCUACAGUACUAUAUACAGGUUUACAUUUUUUACUUGAGGUGGAAAAAAACAUUUAAUUUAACACGAAAUAACCAAAACGAAAACCCAAUUACAAAACUUGAUCUGUCACAUAGAGAACGACAGAGGCAAAGUACAAACAGACAUCACAAGACAUCAGCCACCCCCCAACUUCAGCUCAAAGUGACAAAAUUAAAAAUGCCACACACCCCAGACACUGUGUCUCCCGGAGCAGGGUGAACAGAAGGGUCAGACAGAGGUGAGAAAACCUCAGUGCGAUGGGUCACCUGUCACACUCACAUCCCUGCUUUUUCACUGAUCCCCCCAGGGAAGCGACUUGGGGAUCCAGGUGAGGGCUUGUCAUCAGCACGUGUGGGACUGUGAGCUGUGGCCUGUCAGAUAAAGGCGUGUGUGUGCGGCUUUGUCGUCUUCCCUCACUUCAUGAAGCACUUCACACCUAAGUAGGGGUCAAAGUUCACACCAGCCUCAACCUGAUGCUUCCACUGUGACCAAGCAACAUGGGAAGCGGAUACCAUAACAAUUUAGGACAA